Messenger RNA from Nyctereutes procyonoides (raccoon dog), 705 nucleotides. RefSeq names its product basic salivary proline-rich protein 2-like. The coding region runs from base 1 to 705 and encodes 234 amino acids. The transcript is spliced from 2 exons. Lineage: Eukaryota; Metazoa; Chordata; Mammalia; Carnivora; Canidae. The record is from RefSeq and is a predicted model, not a curated record.
AUGCCUCCCCCCUCCCGCUUUCUCCACGAGCCCCCGCAAGGAGGGGUCGGCUGCUUCUGGCGCGCGCAAGAGCGCGCGCGACUCCCGCGGGCCACUCCCUCCGCCUUGCGCCAGGCAGUCCCUCCCGCGCACGCGCAGUUGCCCGCGCCAUUCCCUUUGCCUGCUCGCAGGCUGCCUGGUGCUGUCUCGCGCCGCAGCCACCGCACCAGAGGCCACGGUAGUGGCACUGAGCCCCUUGGGCGCAGAGCCGCCCUCACUUUGUCUCCUGCCCGGCGCCGGUCGUCCUCUGGCGGCGCGCACCCCGGGGCCGUUAUCCUCUUGCAACGGUCCGCACGCCACGCACGCGCAGUAGCGAGGAGCGCGCGCGCGCGGGAGCGGCGGCCGCAAGAAGGAGGCGCCGCCGUCGCCAUUGCGAAGGAGGGAGGGAGCGAGCGAGCGAGGCUGGUCCGCCCUCCCCUGGUUCCCGCCCCUCCCCCCUUCCCCUCCCCGCCCCCCCGCCCCGAGGGAGAGCCGCGGCGCGGCGGGAGGAGGAGGUGGAGGAGGCGGAGGAGGGAGCCUGCGAGGGAGGGUCCGCCCGGCCCCCCGCCGCCGGAGCCGCCGCCGCCGCCGCCGCCGCCUCAGCCGCCGCUGGACGAGGAGCAGCAGAACAUGGCGCCGGGGCCGCCGUCGUCGCUGCUGGGAUCCUGGAGGCCGGAGCCGCGCUGA